GGGAGGGGUGCGAGGUAGACAGACCUGGACCCCUGCGACUAGCGAGGACCCGCUCGGUAGAGGACCAGCUCAGCCCGGUACCAGCACCAGUUCGGACGUGUCCUCCGGUUAGUUUGUUGUCGGACCCGGAGCCUCAGUCGGGACAGAAUGUCGGAGCCUCCAGUCAACAAGCAUCUCGCAGGGAUUUUAUCAGAUUUUGAAGCCCUAAAGAGGUCCUUCGACAGUGAAGACGACGUGCUGUCCUUCACCUCAGCUUCCCCCACCUCUGCCUCCAUUUCCCCGUCUUCCUGCCAUUUCUUCCUCGGCCACAAUAAAGAAAGAGAAGAGCAUACAGGAAGUGACCAGCCUCCUUCCUUUUCCUUCAACAACAGCGUGGAUUCUGUAGCCCACUCACACGUCUGCCUGAGUUCCAGUCUCAGCCCUGUGCUCAAGACCCGCGCUGUUGGCAGCAGCUUAUCUUUCAACCGAGGAACCAUGACCAGGCCAGUUUUCCACAACAACGUCUCAUCUGUGACGAGAGCCGUUUCCUUCCAAAGCAAGUUAAACCCAAACGUUUGUUCCUCAUUGUUAAGCCCAGGAAGCGACAACGACAGUCUUCACAGCUCGACAUCUAGUUUGGAGUACUCUAGUGUGGGUGGGUACUCCCUCCCUGCUACCAAGCUAACCUCAUACUACAGCCCUCUGCAUCAGAGAGAGUACCAAGAAGCCCAAUGCCAGCGACCAAGUCAAGUUGAACCAACUAUCAAAUUCUCCUUCCAUGGAGGUGUCUCCAAGUCAGAGAUCAACCCAGACCAUGAUAUGGUGCUGGACAUCAGAGAAGUGAGGGGUGACUCCUUGUCAAUUCCAGCUGAAAAGGAGGCAAAAGUGGAGAUGCCCAGAGGUGUUGGUGAAGACAGGAUCUCACCUGGAAUAAUGUAUGUUGAUGCUAAUGACAGCUGGAAUGGUCUUCGUAUCGUCAAUGCCGUUGGGGGGAAAAAAGUUCCACAAAAGGUUUUCAAGACUCCCAAGCCCGGGGCAAAGGAAGUUCCCCGUCUCAACAAGUUUCCCUUGGAUUUAGACAGCUUGGUAGGUCGCACCUCCACAAAUUCUCCCACCAAGCCUGAAGCGGGAUGCUUGACUCAAGAAUCUCCAAAGCAUCCUUCACACAGUUCGAGUGGCCUCCAGCCCCUCAUCCACAGCCCCCCAUCCACAGUCAGCAUUUCCACUGCCCUCAGCAGGAUGGACCGCUCCCCAGACACACCAGACCUCCCCUUUUCUCCUUCGUAUCCAUGUCCACCAGUUCCCUCACACAGUUCCAUCUCCAUUCCAGAAAUGCAUCGUUCCUCUGUACCCAUUUCUCCAGCUGAGAACUUUCAGCUAGAUCAUCUUUCUGGGCCUGAAGGUUUUUAUGUGGUCUCCAGCUCGUCCAGCGCCUCUAGUCCCAAACUUAUGGAGUCUUUGGAAGAGGGCACAUGUGAUGCACGAGUCAGCAUGGACUUAAUCUUACAGAAGAUCGCCUCAUUCUCUUGGUCAAAUGGCACCAAGACACCUGCAGUCAAAACCCCAAACAACAUCCAGGGAGCUGAUGUAUCCUCAUCUGUAUUUAGGAGUCCCACUGAGAAGACAGCUGUGACUGCAUGGAAAGAAAAGAAAAGGCGUGGAGAACCUGCUGGAAGGCUGCAGACAGACCCAUUCAUCCCAAUGGAGGAGUCAGAAGAGAAGGAGAGAGGCAUCAUGGGAGAAGAGCAAGAUGAUGGAGGCAAAAACCUUGGACAUGAGAAGAUCCAAACGUUUGAAUCAGAGGAGAACUGUAUGGAAGGAUGUACAGAAGAGGAGGAGAAAGAGAAGGGAAUGGAGACAGGGAAGGAUGCUGAGCUGGAGGCAGAGGUGAAGGCGGAACUUCGACCAUCUGAUUCAGACUCUCAGACAAGCUUCAUCCGGGGUUCUGAUCUCUUUGGUUAUGUGGGCAUCGAGGAUGUACUGGACCAGAUGAGACGCAAGACCAUGAAGGCUGGCUUUGAAUUUAACAUCAUGGUGGUCGGUCAGAGCGGCUUGGGAAAAUCCACACUGGUCAACACUCUGUUCAAGUCAAAAGUCAGUCGAAAGUCCUGCUCAUCCAACUAUGAGGAGAAGAUAACUAAAACAGUCAAACUGCACAGUAUUAGUCAUGUGAUCGAAGAAAAAGGGGUGAAGAUGAAGCUGACAGUAAUCGAUACUCCAGGAUUUGGAGACCAGAUCAACAAUGAGAACUGCUGGGAGCCCAUUGUGAAGUAUGUCAACGAGCAGUAUGAACGAUACCUGAGAGAGGAGCUGAACAUCAAUCGGAAGAGGAGAAUACCUGACAGCAGAGUGCACUGCUGCAUCUACUUCCUCCCUGCCACGGGACACAGGUUACGUCCUCUUGAUGUAGAGUUCAUGAAGAGGUUGGGGAAGGUUGUGAGCAUUGUACCUGUCAUCGCCAAAGCUGACACACUCACUGUUGAUGAAAGACAGGAGUUCAAAGAAAGAAUAAAACAAGACCUGGCAGCCAAUGGCAUUCAUAUUUACCCCCAGAGAGAAUACGAUGAAGACACAGAAGAACGUGUCCUCAAUGACAGGAUCAGGCAGGAAAGCCUUCCUUUUGCUGUGGUGGGAACUGACAAGGAGCACCAGGUGAAUGGAAACAAAGUUCUGGGCCGUAAAACUAAAUGGGGAAUCAUCGAAGUUGAAAACCUAGCACACUGCGAGUUCGCCAACCUUAGAGAUCUGCUCAUCAGGUCUCACCUGCAAGACCUGAAGGACGUGGCACACGACAUCCACUAUGAGGCCUACCGCGUACGCCGUCUCAACGAGAGCAACAUGAACUUCAGCGAGCUAGUUCUGUCCACCUGGCCCCUGGAGAACGGGACUGACACAUGUGGAACAGAGAGCCUGCUCUGAACCUCCACCAACACACCUGAGGAAGCCCAAUGGUCCUCCAGCCGCUGAGGGACUCUGAGGCAAACUGCUGU
Messenger RNA from Nothobranchius furzeri (turquoise killifish), 2969 nucleotides. It is a transcript of the gene septin12, whose product is annotated as septin 12. Gene Ontology annotation, cellular component: cell division site; microtubule cytoskeleton; septin ring. Gene Ontology annotation, biological process: cytoskeleton-dependent cytokinesis; intracellular protein localization. Gene Ontology annotation, molecular function: GTP binding; molecular adaptor activity; GTPase activity. NCBI's taxonomy places the organism in Eukaryota, Metazoa, Chordata, Actinopteri, Cyprinodontiformes, Nothobranchiidae. The record is from RefSeq and is a predicted model, not a curated record.